AUGCUAAAUGCAGGAGUGCCGAAGGUAGCCUGUGAAGACGACGAAGUGACGAUUGUGUUUGAAACGAAGCAGCCAUUUACUGGAAGGAUAUUUGUCAAGGGGAUGUCAAAUAAAUCUGAAUGUUCGACUACCUACCGCAGCAACGCAGUUAAUUCGGUGCACUAUCGACUACGCAAUGGUCAAUGCAACAUGUUACGACAGAGACGGGUCGGACCGCAGCGCGGAGUCGAGCAUUCAAUGACCGUCGUAGUAAGCUUUCAUGGGACAUUCAUUACCAAGACGGAUAAAGCUUAUAGAUGUACUUGUUUCUUUAUGGAAGCCGAUAACGUAGUAAAGUCAGGUAUAGAAGUAGGAAGCCUGGCAACCACGGAUUUAAUUGAUACGGCCAGAAUACCAUCGUGCUCAUAUCGCAUCAAACAAAAUUCCAUAAACGGCCCAGGUGUACGAUCUGCGGAGGUCGGAGAUCGUGUCUAUCAUGUAUGGCAAUGUGAUAGCGAUCUGUUUGGAAUGUUGGUGCACAGCUGUUUCGUGGACGACGAGUCUGGAGAAAAUAAAUAUACUCUGCUGGACGAAGACGGAUGCGCAAUUGACGAGCUACUCAUCGCUGAACUGACGUACAACGACCUGAACAAUGAAGCGUUCGUUGACUCAAAUGUAUUCAAAUUUGCUGAUAAACCUGAACUGUACUUCCAGUGUUCAAUAACGCUUUGUUCGAAAAGUGAUGGUUCGUGCGUCGGUUUAACACCCCCAAGAUGUGAUAAAAAUCGGCCGAGAAGAACGAAGACGAACAAAACGCUCGUACAGACAUCGAAGAAAUCAAAACGACAUACAACUGACCUUGACCUGUCCAGCGACAAGCUAUUAGUUUUCGAUAUCAGUGAUGACUUCGAAAGAACUCCAAAAGGUAGCAAGAACAUCUGCUUUUGGAACUUCUUUCAGCAGUUCUGA
Molecule: messenger RNA, 948 nt
Organism: Soboliphyme baturini
Lineage: Eukaryota; Metazoa; Nematoda; Enoplea; Dioctophymatida; Soboliphymatidae
Source: the annotation of a GenBank genome assembly